Messenger RNA from Akanthomyces muscarius, 1692 nucleotides. RefSeq lists its product as uncharacterized. The record is from RefSeq and is a predicted model, not a curated record. Bases 1 to 1692 code for a protein of 563 amino acids. NCBI's taxonomy places the organism in Eukaryota, Fungi, Ascomycota, Sordariomycetes, Hypocreales, Cordycipitaceae. The transcript has a single exon.
AUGUACACUGGUGGUCACGCUCAGAUGUCUUCCAUCAACUUUUCUUCUCAGCCCGGCAACGGUCUCCCCAUGGCCCCUGCCGGCCUGUCCUCGCGCCGUGGUGGCCAGAACAUCAAGCCUCUCUCGUUUGAUGCCGCUAGCCACCAAGCCUCCCAGGACAAUGGCGCUCCCACCCCGCGGACCAGUCGGUCUCAUCUUCUCGCCGGUCUGCGCACUGCCCCCAAGUCUGCCACUGCCACUUCCUUUGGUCCUACCUCGCCCACAGCUCAGCAGUUUGCUAGAAAUAGCAUGGCUGCCAACCUGCACGGCUACGGACAGGAAAACUACUACAACGCUCCCAAGACGGCCUAUCCCCAAUAUGCCUCUCAACAUCAGCAGCAAAAGCAGCAGCAGCAGCAGCAGCAGCAGGCUGCCUACCAAUCCCCCAUGAGCCAGCACUACACUGUUGAGCAGGUCCUGGCCCCUCCCGAGCUCUCUCUAGAGGAGCAGGCCCAGGCCCAGGAUCCCAAUCUCUACGCCCAACUCGUCGCCACCAACAUGUACCUUGCCCAGCGCCAGCAGCUUCUGCAGCAGCAGCUUAGAAACGUGCAGGCUGCCGCCGCCCAGCACGUCCAGCAGCAGUUCCAAACCCUCAACAUCGGCAGCUCCCAGCAGCAGCAGAUGCCAUCCUUUGAGCAGCAGCAGCAGCAGCAACAGCUGCAGCUGCAGGCCGCCAUGAGUCAGGGGCAGCAGGUUUACUUCAAUCAUGCUACAGGCCAGUACUACGUCGACACCAACGCUUCUGCUCAGUCGCCCAUGCAUUACCGCGACAAUAGCACCUCGUCCUUCAACAGCCUCCAGCAGCUCCAGCUUCAACUUCAGCAACAUCAGCAGUUGCAGCAGCAGCAGCAACAGCAGCAGGGUCUUCCUCGUGUCCAGGUCUCGCCUCCCCCGGAGAUCCAGCGCAACUCGUUCCGCAGCGUGUCCCCUCCCAAGCGAUUCGACUCACCUUCUGAGACGAUUCCUCUGCCGCCACCUUCAGCCAAUGCCUUCCGUCGCGGCCAUAAGAAGGCCUCGUCUCUCGCUCCCGUCAACAGCGUUCUCGCCGCUGCCAUGGCCUCUGAUGGCCCCAAGUCCGCUGGCCCCAAGACGGCCUCUUUCCCCAUGACUCCCUUGACUGGUGGAUACGGCCCUGGCCAGGCUCGUGCCGGCGAGCACCCUGUUCGUCAGCCUCGUGGCCCCCCCUCCCUCGAUGAGCUCAAGGCAAGACCCACCGCCAAGCACGAGGGCUCCAAGAACUUUGCUACUCGCACCCGACGCUCUGCUGUUCACAACUUGGUCCGCGCUGGCAUGUCUCGCCGCAAGGGCACAAGUAGCUCCUGCGGCAGCAUGAGCCCCGUUUCCGAGACGGCUGAGGACUCUGGUUCUCCCAUCACUGACAACGACUCGGAUUCCGGCCGUAGCGGCUCUGGCAGUCUUGCGGGUGAGGAGGAAUGCACCAGCUCUAGGACCUCGGCCAGCGGGGGCUGGGGAGCUAUUGGCUCUGAUCGCCCUGGCUCUCGUGAGAUGGGUCGCAAGAGCGACGGCUCCGACGUCAACGGUAGCUUCGCCAACGUUUUCAAGAAGGACCCCGAUGCUGUUGACCUGCAGCGCAAAGCCCCCAGAAUGGUGCUCACCAGCGUUGAGAAGCGCAAGGCUACCCCUGUGGCUUAA